Molecule: messenger RNA, 563 nt
Organism: Cajanus cajan (pigeon pea)
Lineage: Eukaryota; Viridiplantae; Streptophyta; Magnoliopsida; Fabales; Fabaceae
Source: RefSeq, a predicted model, not a curated record
UAUAAAGAUUCCAAGAUUGGUGAUAAGCUAGCAAAUUAAACUCCGGCAACCAUCAAAAACUUGACAAAGAGAGGUAUUUUCCAUUUCAGAUCAAGAGAAGAUAUCAUCAGUGACUAAAAGAAAAUGAAGCAGAACAUGAUGGCUCUUCUGAUUGGAACAAUAGGUGCUGCACUCACCUUAUUGUCUUACUCACAAACCUUCAUAUCACCAAAUCAAUGCAUCACACUUGGCCUUAUUGUCCUCAUGUUGGGCUUGCUUGUGGGAGAAGGUCUCAUAUCUUUCUAAUCCUUUCUUCAAUUUCUUUAAUUUGAGAACUUUUUCUAGUCUUAAUUUUUAUCCAUAUUUUGAUUGCAAAAUUAAGUCUUAGUCUAUGAAGGGUUGAAGGAAAAGUAUUGUAAUUUCUUAGCAGCAAUAGAUAUUUCUUUCUUUUAUAUUGGCAAGUAAUGUAAUUUCUGAGCAACAAUACAGGUUUCUUUCUAUAAAUUUUGUCCUCAAAUAUGUAUGUUGAGAAUUGUAUUAUAUAGCCUUUUAUUAGAAAUUGAGUGCUGCAGCUGGUCAAACAC